CAGGAUGUUAGGAAGGAAGCCCAUGGGCUAGUAAAAAGCAGGAUUCUCUCCUCAAUCAGCCAAUACCUUCCUUCGCUCACCAACUCCAAACUCCUGUUCUCCCAAAAACCCGAAACCAUCGACUUCAACUUUCUUGUGCACGUUCUUAGUAUACCAGUCACGCCUGUGCUGAAAAAUGUCUUAUACAAGCGAAUCCGAAAGCUACAGCAGCUCCAACUAUCAAUACAGCUUCACCUCCAUUGUCCAAUCACAACGACAAAGUAAUGGAAGCUCUCCCAACACUACCAACACGACUUCCCGGAAAUCUGACUAUCAACCCGGUACCAGUAUCAGACGAGGCACAGCCACGUCUGCCGAUGAUAGGUCUAAAUACUGUGUCAUGAAAGACGGCAGAUGGGAUAAUAUGGACCUAUGCAUGAGAUCGUAUGGCCUUAAGAUGUCGAAUCAUGAAGAUGUCAAGGAGGCCCAAGCGAUCCUGGAUAGUCUUCGAAGGCACGAUGUAGCGAAGUUGCCUAAGGUUAAUACCAAGCAUAUUAUGCCAGGGAGCUACGAGGACGAAGAAGACGGGGACGACGGGGACUAUAUCCAAAGCAAUAGCUCCGACGACAUGAUCAGCCAGACGCGGUUUGUGAGCGGUCCUGCUCAUGUGCGACGAGAUGAGGUGCACGGAAAUGGAAACAUCGAUGUGCUAACCGACGAGCACGAUGACGAUAAUGAUGACGACGACGGGGCCAUUGCGACCUGUGACCAGGAUGACGGAGAUAUGAUUAGUGGUAACAAUAGGUUUGGCGGGUACAAUACUGGAGGCCAUGACUUUAACCCGGGAUAUGACGACGGUGAAAAUGACGAUUAUCCAGAUAACGGUGGAUAUAAUUAUGCAGUCGGGUAUACCGAUGGUUAUGGAGAUGGUUUCGGAGAUGGCUACGAUGACUGGUAG
Lindgomyces ingoldianus is the source of this 937-nucleotide messenger RNA. RefSeq lists its product as uncharacterized. Bases 176 to 937 code for a protein of 253 amino acids. The record is from RefSeq and is a predicted model, not a curated record. The transcript has a single exon. NCBI's taxonomy places the organism in Eukaryota, Fungi, Ascomycota, Dothideomycetes, Pleosporales, Lindgomycetaceae.